AGGCGCUAGAGUCAUCAUGGCAAUGCUUAAGCGCACGAUUAGUAUCGUAAGAACCGGAAGAGGUCUGAGUUAUCGUUCACUUUCUUCCGGGAACCAUGUCGACAAAUUAGGAAUGGUUAAGGCUCUAGAGGCGAUCAACGUACCCUCAACACAAGCGGAGGCAUUAACCGGCGCCAUCACCAGUGGCUUGGAGUCGGUGGUGGAGAAGGUGAAAGCCGACAUCGCCAAAUCCGAGGAAUAUCAAUCAACUAGUGUUGCAGAAGAGGUUCGAAAAAUGCGAGCCGAUAUUAAUAAGGUGCGAGCGGAUAUUGCUACAAUGCAAGCAGAGAAGAGGUGUGAUCAUGAUAUCCACGUAAACAAAGUUGAGAUGGGUUUUAAUGAGUUGAAAGCUGAGUUCGAAACAACAAAAUAUGAGGCCGUGAAGUAUGCUGCAUAUACACUCGUCGCUGUGGCAGCAGUUGGAUCUAGCAUGUUGUUCGUGAUGAUAUGGUAGAC
Molecule: messenger RNA, 495 nt
Organism: Arabidopsis thaliana (thale cress)
Lineage: Eukaryota; Viridiplantae; Streptophyta; Magnoliopsida; Brassicales; Brassicaceae
Product: transmembrane protein, putative (DUF1640)
Exons: 4
Coding region: 17-493 (158 amino acids)
Cellular component (GO): mitochondrion; membrane
Source: RefSeq, marked reviewed